Drosophila grimshawi is the source of this 771-nucleotide messenger RNA. RefSeq names its product protein late bloomer. Bases 53 to 712 code for a protein of 219 amino acids. Gene Ontology annotation, cellular component: membrane. NCBI's taxonomy places the organism in Eukaryota, Metazoa, Arthropoda, Insecta, Diptera, Drosophilidae. The record is from RefSeq and is a predicted model, not a curated record. The transcript is spliced from 6 exons.
ACGAGAAGCACGCGUUUCCGAUCGCAAAGUAUCCGCGACAAAAACCCCCACAAUGUGGUCGUGUUCUCGAUGUUCAGUGGUUAUUUACAAUACUUUUACCCUGAUAAUUGGCUGCUUUGUUGCACUGGUCUGUCUUUACGAGAUGGUCUACCAACUGGAUGAGCAGGUCCAUAUGGAAACGAUUCCCAUCGAAGCAUAUAAGAUUACACAAUUCAUAAUGGCAGGCAUACUCGUACUGGCCGCUAUCAUUGGCUGUGCGGGCGCUUUCUCGGGCUCCAAAAAGGUGCUUGUGGUGCAUGUGGCUUUGUUGGUGCUGCUAAUUGUUGCACACGUCGGCCGAAUGGCGCUCUACAAUGAGUACAAGCGUAUGGAUGCCAUAGAGAAGCGUGUAAUGGACACUUGGAACAUACAGCUAUCGCAUGGUUAUGUCUUUGGGACGAUUCAGUACAGGUAUCAAUGCUGUGGUGUCCAGGACUUUAUGGACUAUAAUAAACUGAACAUUACAGUGCCAGAAAGCUGCUACCCCAAUUUCAAUAAUGGAUAUCCCUAUCCCGAGGGCUGCAUGACAGCAGUUAAACAUGGCCAACUAAAUGUCUACCGCUAUGAUAUGUUGAUACACUGCGGACUCAUUGGCUAUGAGAUUGUGGGCAUCAUAUUAGCCCAAACUUUGAGUGGUAAGCUGACCACUUCAACACGUCGCUAUGCCUACUAAAACUACGAUUUAUAUGCUGCAUUUGAUUGUACAAUAAACGAUUUAUUGCAUGUGAUGAA